This is a messenger RNA of Monodelphis domestica (gray short-tailed opossum), 4890 nucleotides long. It is a transcript of the gene PRR5L, whose product is annotated as proline rich 5 like. Gene Ontology annotation, biological process: TORC2 signaling. The record is from RefSeq and is a predicted model, not a curated record. Gene Ontology annotation, cellular component: TORC2 complex. NCBI's taxonomy places the organism in Eukaryota, Metazoa, Chordata, Mammalia, Didelphimorphia, Didelphidae.
CCUCCGGGCUCUUAGACCUACUGGGUGUCUGCCCCUGCCUGGGACAGUCCACUCCCCCAAAGCCCAGGGCUAGAUUCCCGUGCAUGACCUCGCUUCCUCUGGAUGUGCAAUCUGAUUGGCUUGGCUUGGGAUCCCCACGGCAGGCAGCCCUGGAGAGGCCCCAGGUUUGGGGGGGAGGGGGUGUCUCACGCCAGAGAAAUGCAGCCCCUGAGCUCGCUUGACCUGCUACAUCCUCCCGGGCUUUUCAAGUCAAAGAACUCCGACUUCCUGAAAUUGUUGCACUGGGUGCACCGCCUGAGCCCGUGGUCUUGAGGAAGGAGCGAGGAUGGCCGUGGGCCAGUGACUCCGGGCGGCCUUUGAGACGAGAGGACCCUAUGACCCGAGGCUCCACUCCCUCCCUCUACCUGCCCGUCGAGUUCCAGAGGAUGGGCUCCUUCCGGAGGCCGAGGCCCCGCUUCAUGAGCUCCCCCGUGCUGAGCGACCUGCCCCGCUUCCAGGCUGCCCGCCAGGCCAUGCAGCUCAGUUCCAAUUCGGCCUGGAACAGUGUCCAGACUGCGGUGAUCAACGUGUUCAAAGGGGGAGGCCUACAGAACAACGAGCUGUUCCUGCUGAAUGAAAACAUCAGGCGGCUGCUGAAGAGCGAGCUGGGAUCCUUCAUCACAGACUACUUCCAGAACCAACUUCUUGCUAAAGGGCUGCUGUUUGUGGAAGAGAAGGUUCACCUGUGUGAAGGUGACCGUCGCCUGGACCUUCUGGCCGACACCUGGGACCACUUCUUCACAGAGACCCUCCCCACCCUGCAGGCGAUCUUCUACCCCGUUCAGGGCCAGGAGCUGACCAUCCGCCAGAUCGCGCUGCUGGGCUUCCGGGACCUGGUGCUGCUCAAAGUCAGGCUGGAAGAGAUGCUCCCGGCGGGGCCGGCCCAGGUGCCCUCGUCCAUCGUGCAGAUGCUGCUCGUGCUGCAGAGCGUCCACGAGCCGGCCGGCCCGAGCAAGGGCUGCCUGCAGCUGGAGGAGCUGCUGAAGCGCGUCGUGUCUCCCUUCCUGGGCACGGGCAGUGGCGAUCGGGGCCUUGCGGGAGCGCCUUGUACUCUGGCCCGCCGCCAUUCUCGAUCUCGCCCCAAGGUGACCGUUCUGAACUACGCGCAGGCGGCGGUGACGGCCCGCCCUCUCCACGAGGUGGCCCUGACCCCCCUGACGGAGCAGGAGGGGGAGGCGUACCUAGAGAAGUGUGGCAGCGUCCGCCGCCACACCGUGGCCAACGCUCACUCGGACAUCCAGCUGCUCGCCAUGGCCUCCAUGAUGCACUCUGGCAUGGGGGAAGAGCCCGAGGGCGGGGACAAGUGCCUGCUCCUCCCGCCCAGCUUCCCUCCUCACCGCCAGUGCUCCAGCGAGCCCAACAUCGUGGAUGGCCCCGAGGCACUGGAGGAGGGGGGCGCCGAGGCUCCAGAGUGUGGGGAGCUCAGCUGUACGUCUCUGGGCUGAGCGGCUCCCUUUAGAGGAGGAGAGCCCCUGGUCCAGGAGCUCCCUGUGGCCCGAGGUGACACCAGGAGAGCAAAACGUCUGUCCUUCCAUUUAAGAAACGUGAUUUUGCUUUACGAGGAAGCUUUGCAAGAAGCCUGGUUUAAGUCCCUCCUCAAGGCCGGGUCCAAAUGCCCUUUGUUUCCCUGGGGUGACCCUGGCUCUGCCUCCCCUUUCUGAACAGGCCUCGUCGAACCCCCCGAAGCCCUAGCUCGGCGCCGUCCGCUGCCCCGCGUCUAACCCUCUGCCCCGGGCAGCCUCUUCGAACGACCCCAAAGGCGGUGCAUGCGUCCUCGUGCUGCCGGGGCUGUUUCAGUGUGUGUGGCAUUCUUCUACCAGCUGCGGGUGGACCGGCCCGUCGGUGCCACCAGGAGCCCUUUCCUCGGACGGAUCGUCCUCGUCCCUUCAUGGCGGGAGAUCCCGUAAGGCAAAGGAGGAAGGAGGCAGCCGGACACCUCCUCCUGGGUUGGGAAAGUGAAGGAUGGGAGGGAAGCCUCUCCAUCCCCGAGAUUCCAAGGAGUGAGGGUGUCUUGGGGGUGCUUGGAAUCCAGGCAUCCCCGUGGGUGUUCAUGGGGAAAGGGAGGAAUUGUCCCCCGAGUUAUUUGGGGCAGCGUUUCAAAGGAGGGUGUUGAGACUGGAAAGGCCCUGUUGGGUCCAAACGAUUCCUUUUGGGGGACCUUUGUCAAAUACAAAGAGAGUGAAUGAGUGUGUGUGUAUAUGUGUGUGUCAGAGAGAGAAACAGUCAGAGAGUGUGAGUGUGAGAGACAGAGACAGAGAGAACCAAAGCCUUUACCUUCUUAAUUCAGACACUGACUUUUCCCCCUGAUUUUGAGUGAAAACAACUGCCUGACAACUGUUAGACUAUUCCUGGACUUGACUUGAAUUUUUAAACUUGUGUUUAUUAAAAAAUGAAAAAAAAAAUGGUGUCGUUUGUUUGCAAAGGUUUGCACAAAAGAUCUUGCACUUUUCAUUGAAUGUCUGAUCACACACACACACACACACACACACUCUCUCUCUCUCUCCCUCUCUCUCUCUCUCUCUCUCUCCCUGUUUCUCUCUCUCUCUCUAUCUCUCUCUCUCUCCCUCUCUCUCUCUCUCUCUCUCUCUCUCUCUCUCUCUCUCUCUCUCUCUCUCUCUCUCUCUCUCUCUCUCUCUCUCUCCCUCUCCCUCUCCCUCUCCCUCUCCCUCUCCCUCUCCCUCUCUCUCUCUCUCUCCCUCUCCCUCUCUCUCUCCCUCUCCCAAACUAGGUGGCCGCAGGAGUUUUGGGGGGAAAUUGGGUCCGCAUGGCGACAGUUGGCGGGCCACUGAGAUCUCUAGAAGUCACAGCUCUUGAACCUAAAGUGGAAUGACUAUGGGUGCUUCAUUAGUAGCUUAUGAGGCAGAAUCCUGUCUCCAUGACACCCUAACUCGGAGAUACUGUGGAUAUAAGGCUGGCCCUGGAGUCAGGAAGACCUGGUUCAAGUCCCAGCGCUGAAACAUCCUAGUCUUGUGAGGGCUGGCAAGCCACCAACCUUUCAUUGGCUAGUAGCCAGGCUGCAUCUGAGGAAAUGUCUGCCCUCAGUUUUUCCAGGGAUGAAAUCGGUCCUAGACUCAGGCUGAGGGAGGUCUGGGGGCCGGAGAGCCAUCUUGCCUGGGGGGUUGAGUUUUCCUCAUUCCUUGUGAUCCGGGAAGUGUCCACUUCUGGUGACAAUCACUGUCAGAGGAGCAGAGGAGGUUUGUUCCCCGUUUAGGAGAAGAGCAUGAUGGGAAUCGAGUGACUAGACAUGGGUACAAUAUUGUGCUUUAGAGCCCUGCAGAUUGCACCCAGUUUCCUCCCCUUUCUCUAAAUGUGUCCACGCUGCCCAAAGCCCCUUUGGAUGAGGCGGACUCCCCCUGCCCCUACUGGGCAACUUCUUUGGCCCUUGUCCAUCUGUAGAAAAGGGUUUUUUUUUGGGGGGGAAAUAACAGUGGCCCCAACCCACCUGGCUCCAUAAGGAUGUCAGCCCAAGGGGACAUUGCCGAUGUCAUCCUCUGAUAGCCUCCGGAAUGUGGUGCCUUAUAUGCUUUGUUAUGUGAUCUUGUUCUGUCCUUUGGAAAUUACCUUUGUCAAAAGUGGCACAAUUUAAGGGGGCAGCCAAGUGGCCAACAAGGUUCCAACGUGGCCUCAGGUAUUUCCUAGCUGUGUGACCCUGGGCAAGUCACUUAACUCCUAUUGCUUAGCCCUUAUUGCUCUUCUACGCUGGAACCAACACAUAGUAUUGAUUCUAAGGCAGAAGAUGGGGGCUUUAAAAAAUUGUUCAUUUAAGAGACUCGGGUCCUCCAGCCCAGCCUCCUUUCUUCAGUCGUUUCUUUUCCUUCUGCCCAUCCAAGUAAAAUGGAAGUUAGGUUUUAUAAAUGAAGAGUUUUUUUAAAAAAAAGAAAUCUGUCUACAUCUUAAUGAAACUUCACAAAUGAGCCAAUUAAACUCAAUUAGAAAAAUAAUAGGUUUUGCCUAUAUUAACACUCAUGGUUUUCAACAUGAUACAUUUAACCAACGGCUGCCGUCCUCGGCAUUAUUUACACAUCGGACAAAAAUGGUUUGCAUUCGUCUUGGAAUUGAGUUGCAGUCUGUUUUUUAAUCAUCAAGACCGAGGGUCUAUGAAGAUCCACCAAAACAGAUCAGCAACGUGCAGAGAGCCCCGAGUGAAAACGAAAGACCCCUGUUACAUGCAUAAGCCACGAGGUUAAUGGAAACAUUCGUAAGGAAAUGAUCUACGAAAUCCUGAUUACUGAAGGGUAGGAAGGAGGUAGUUGGAGGACUUUGCCCUUGGUCUCUAUCUGCGUAUAAUUAUAUAUAUUAUAUUUAUUUUACAUAUAAUAUUACAAUUAUGCAUAAUUAUGAUAUAUCUAUUUUUAUAUAUUUAUAUUUUAUGCUUAUAUUUUUACAUUUAUUUAUAUUUAUAUUAUUUUAUUAUAUUUUAUUAUCAUAUAUCAUAUUAUAAUUUAUAUUAUUUUAUUAUAUUAUUAACUAUGCCAUAAUUCUAAUAUGUAAAUAUAUAAAUAAAAUAUUUAUAUAUAAAAAUAUAUUUGCAUAUAAUAUAAUUAUAUAGAUGAGAUCUUCAUACUCCAUCAUAUAAAAUUAUAUGGGUAUCAUUUGGCGUAUAUUAGAGAUCUGUCGAUGUUGUAUAAGACACUUCAGCCUCCACCACGGCAGCAGGAAGGAUAUCCUUAGUGGUUCGCCUUGAUUUCCUCCAUCAUGGAAUGACCGACCCUCCCACUGUAUCUGCUCGAAUUUUCUUCUGGUUGACAGAAGCCAACACAACUAUAAAGUCCUUGUCUUGAGCUGAAAGUCUUUCAAGUUCUCUAUUGUGUUCCCCAAACAGAGUCAAUAAACACUAUUUUGUCAUUUCGG